This is a messenger RNA of Pseudozyma hubeiensis SY62, 309 nucleotides long. RefSeq lists its product as hypothetical. Bases 1 to 309 code for a protein of 102 amino acids. The transcript has a single exon. Lineage: Eukaryota; Fungi; Basidiomycota; Ustilaginomycetes; Ustilaginales; Ustilaginaceae. The record is from RefSeq and is a predicted model, not a curated record.
AUGGUCUUGCGAUGGGGUUUGAUUGUCUGUGUUGUCCGAUGCGAGAGUGCGUAUGUGACUGUGUUAGAGUGUGGCCAGAGGAUAGCGCGUGGUGUUGUGCAGGGUCGAGGCGAAUUUCUGGGCCAUGAUUCGGUGCGUAUUUUUCAGGUCAGAAUCCUUUCGUUCCGUGCAAUUGUUCAGGUGUACUUCUUAGCGUUGGGUGGUCAGUGUACUGGCAGACUUCUGCAAGCGGCACACCGAACAGUGCUUGCCAACGAUGUCGAGGCUCAGCACAAAUGUCGUCGGAGCCUGUCGUCUGUCGACAACUAG